Messenger RNA from Zygosaccharomyces rouxii, 2253 nucleotides. It is a transcript of the gene IME2, whose product is annotated as protein kinase IME2. Gene Ontology annotation, biological process: protein phosphorylation; intracellular signal transduction. Bases 1 to 2253 code for a protein of 750 amino acids. Gene Ontology annotation, cellular component: cytoplasm; nucleus. The transcript has a single exon. The record is from RefSeq and is a predicted model, not a curated record. NCBI's taxonomy places the organism in Eukaryota, Fungi, Ascomycota, Saccharomycetes, Saccharomycetales, Saccharomycetaceae. Gene Ontology annotation, molecular function: ATP binding; protein serine/threonine kinase activity.
AUGCUUCACAAAAAGUGCAAUAAGGAUUUAGCACCUUUCACUCCACCAGAUAUCAACAACCCACCGCUUUGCAUUCCAUUAAAAUCUUUGGAUGAUAGAUAUCAAGUAGUUGAAGAAUUAGGUAAUGGAUCUUUUGGGUCGGUUUCUUUGGCAAAGGCUCAAUUCGACGUAGCCUUGGUUCAAUCGGAUGGAGGUAAACAACAUCAAUUGGUUAAAGAUACUUUAAUGAAUCAGAGUGGUACCGAAAGUGAUAAUUCUAACAAUAAAGAACAAGGUAUUGUAGCUAUUAAAACGAUGAUGACAAGAUUACCAACUUUACAUGACUAUACAAGAGUCCGUGAAGUUAAGUUUAUAUUAUCAAUUCCUGCAAACAAACACUUAAUUCAAAUAUUUGAAAUGUUUGUGGAUUCAAGGGCUUAUCAAUUACACAUUGUAAUGGAAUGUAUGGAACAGAAUUUAUAUCAAAUGAUGCGCCAUAGAAGACGCCGUGUUUUCAGCAUUCCAUCGUUGAAGUCAAUCUUGGCUCAAAUAUUAGCUGGUAUUAGACAUAUUCAUGAUCAAAAUUUCUUCCAUAGAGAUGUGAAACCUGAAAAUAUUUUAAUAUCACCAAGUACUCGUUAUUUCGACAAGAAUUGGUUAUCACAAGGUAAUUACACGGAUAAUUAUAUUGUCAAAUUAGCGGACUUUGGAUUAGCUAGACACACAGGCAAUAAGAAUCCAUAUACUGCUUACGUUUCCACACGUUGGUAUCGUUCACCAGAAAUUCUUUUGCGCAGUGGUUAUUAUUCAAAACCAUUAGACAUUUGGGCAUUUGGCUGUGUUGCUUUAGAAGUUACAAUUUUCAAACCACUAUUCCCCGGUUCAAAUGAAAUGGAUCAAAUUUGGAAAAUCUUAGAGGUGUUGGGAACUCCACAUAGGACAAGAGAAUCCGAGAAGACAGGUUAUAAAUCCCAUGGCGGCAGUUGGGAAGAUGCCAAGAUUUUAGCUCAAAGACUAAACAUGAAAUUCCCAUAUGUGGAAGGUACUGGUUUAGAAAAUUUCAUCUCUAGUGUUCAAUUGCAGCCACUAACCAACGUGAUUAAAGCUUGUCUAAGGUGGGAUCCAAACCAAAGAGCAACAGCCCAAGAUUUAUGUAUGAUGCCAUUUUUCCAAGGUACUAUAGCUCCUGAAGAAUUUGUUACUGCAACCAGAUCCAAAGAAAUAACAACAGCGGCAACAACGUCGACUUCGGCGGCUAAUCAUGAAAAGAAACCACGUACAACAAAUACAGAACAAGCGUUAAUUUUUGCUGGCAUCAAAUCCCAUGCGAGGGCUGGUCCUUCACCAACGAAUGGAAAUGGGUAUCAUACAAGACAACUAAUCUUUCAUUCAGAGGGUUUAACAGAAGCUCAACAACGUCAGUUUAAGGAGAAUAACAAUGUGAGCUUCCAUGGGGAAAUUGGUGGUAGUAAAGAUUUUGAAGACGUAGAGAUCGUUGAAGAAGAAGUGGCAGGAUUGGAAGAACAAGAAUCACCGUUCGAUAAUCCAUUAGGUGAUUUUCUUACGGAUGAUGUUGAUAGUCAUACUCCAGGAGAGUUAGUAGAUACCGAUUCAACAAUUUCAGAGGAUGAUGAUAAUCAAGACGAAAUAGAUAUUUCACAUGAAAUCACACAAAACAUCGCAUUUUGUGAAAUCCCUCCACCACCAACGUUUGAAAAUGGACAGUUCGUUUCCGCUAGCGAUAAUAGUCGUAGAAGUGAUAAAUUACCAAACGAUGCGAACAAUAAUGCCAAACAAUUAGCUGAUGAAAUUGAAGCGUUUAACAAACAAGAUCCAGAUUUUUACUCACAAUAUUAUUCUUCUACAAAUACGAUGCCCACUACGAUGACUUCUAACGUUGCUAGUAAUAAAAACGAUAACCACAUACCAUUCACAGAAACCUUAAAUUAUGUGCAUUACAAUAGCAACAAUAAUCACCAACCAACGAGUCCCGCUACGAGUGCGGGAGGCGAUAGUACUACAACCCCUCAAGAAACAAACAAUAAUAAACACCAGACGCAUAGCUCUUUACAGCCGGUUAACAAGCUACUGGAUAAUAUGUCUAUUGAUGAUUCGUUCAGCAACAGUAGCAAUAACGUCAACUUAAUACCAAGAAGCUUCAUGUUACCGCCACAAAAUGAUUUCGAAGAUCCCAUUUUCCAAUUACAUCAGCCACAACAACAAUCAAACCAACAGCACAAUUUCAAUCAACACUUUGGAAAUGUGACAUUCUAG